Messenger RNA from Plasmopara halstedii, 1752 nucleotides. RefSeq names its product vacuolar amino acid. Gene Ontology annotation, molecular function: amino acid transmembrane transporter activity. The record is from RefSeq and is a predicted model, not a curated record. Lineage: Eukaryota; Oomycota; Peronosporomycetes; Peronosporales; Peronosporaceae. The transcript is spliced from 7 exons. Bases 1 to 1752 code for a protein of 583 amino acids. Gene Ontology annotation, biological process: amino acid transmembrane transport.
AUGCGUGCUGUGUAUCACUUUUUGGCUGUUUGGAAUAUUAUUGUAGACAUUCAAGUUCUCAUAUUUAUAAACAAAUUGUUUAAUAUCCUAUCUGGGGUAACGGCCUGCGAAGAUGAACCUACUGAUUUGGUAGAUUCUUGCAAAGACUACGGACAAAUUCCAACACUUGCGCAUGACAUUGCUAAAGAAGGGUCGGACAUGACGCGUGAUAUCCAUAUUGCCGUAUCGAAAAACUCUUAUGAUGGUAUGAUACGUACGAAGUCGUUGCCGGACACAAGUGAGGUGCUUCACAGAGAUGUCGGAAAAGCUUCAGACCUUGUUCAGCCUGGUGGUUUCCGCCGUAAUCAUGUCAUUACAAAUACACUUUAUAAGAGCACAACUAUUCCACACCAAGUGCACAAAUCGCUUUUGACGUCGAUCGGCCCAAACAGCAUGCUGCAAUCAGCAUACCGCGGCUUUGUCAAUGAAACUUUACAUCUUGGUGACGAGUACAAUGAAGAGUUGACACCAUUAUCAAGCAGCUUUGACAUAUCUCAGCGCGUGGCUUCUUCGAGAGGAGCGUCUGUUACAAAAACAGUUUUUACGAUCUUCAAGUCUUUCAUCGGCAGCGGUAUUUUGUUCUUACCAAAAGGAUUUCAGAAUGGAGGGAUGCUGUUUUCCAUCGUAGGACUUUGCAUUUCCGCAGCACUUUCAACUUUUUGCAUGCUGCGCCUGGUUGAGUGCUCAAAUUAUCUCUUUCGCAAUGGCAAGCAGCCUAACGUCACAUAUGGUAUCGUUGGGGAACAAGCGUUUGGUGUGCUGGGCCGAAAUGCAGUUAACUUUUCUUUAGUCUUUUCGCAAAUCGGAUUUUGCUGCUCCUAUCUUAUUUUUGUCGAAAAAAAUAUUGGUGAAGUAUUGCUGCACGCGUUUAAGCUCCAAAGCUCACUCUCGACGUCGUCAUGGACGCUUAUCCUGCUUCAAAUUCCACUCUACACACCUCUGGCAUGGGUGCGUCGAUUGGAGUAUUUUGCACUUACAAGCUUACUUGCGGAUGCUUUAAUUGUGUUUGGUCUCCUCUAUAUCCUCACUUACACUGUGAACACACUCGAAAACGCAGAACAUGGUGACUUGACAUGGCAGUAUUUUAAUUCCGAAAACUGGGCUAUGUUUCUUGGUGUUGCCGUCUACUGCUUUGAAGGCAUCGGUUUGGUACUGCCGAUAUACGAUUCCAUGGAUGAUCAGAUCAAACAUAAAUUUCCUGUCAUUUUGUCAUGGUGUGUAGUGUCAAUCUUAGUCAUUUGCAUUCUGUUCGCUAGCACAGUAUACGCAGCUUUUGGAAGGAACACACAAUCGGUAGUGACUUUAAAUUUGCCCAGUUCAAGUGUAAGCACAGGCACGAUCGUUGUACAGGUUACGUACUCUCUGGCACUGGUAUUGUCGUACCCGUUGAUGUUGUAUCCCGCUGUAAACGUUCUGGAAUGCAAAUUAUUUCCUAAUCAGCACGUCAAAGGAUUUUGGCGAUGGGAAAAGAAUGGCCUUCGCUUUGUGCUCGUCUGCCUCACAGCCUUUAUUGGGUACUUCGGCAAAGAGGAACUCGAUAAUUUUGUGUCUAUCAUUGGCGGCUUCUGUUCUGUGCCACUUGCUUUCAUUUAUCCGUGCAUUUUUCACUCAAGACUUGUCGGAAGUGGACAUAUUUUGAAUGGUAUUUUGGUUGUCAUUGGUCUGUGUACAAUGAUUUUUGCUACUUCCCAAGCAGUUUCCACAUGGAAAUGA